AUGCCCCGGAAAGCGCACACCAAAUCUCGGUACGGGUGUGAUCACUGUCGACGUCGACGCGUCAAAUGUGACGAGCAGGGACCACCAUGCAUCAAGUGCAUUACCCGACAAUUGGAGGGCUGCACGUAUUCCAGGGUUCUACCUGCAUAUCUGCUCAACACCCGUCGACCAAGUCAUGAUUCUAUUAAAACAAGUCCCGUCAGCCUUGGACCCUUUGUUGGACCGAACGGUAUCGGUCCGCCACCGAAAUCCCCGCUGGAGACGCUGGGUGUGGACGAACUGGAGCUAAUGCAUCAGUUUGCGACGGAGACGUAUCAAAGUCUUUGUGUCAGUGAAUCGGAGAGAGUGACAUGGCAGAAAGUUGUGCCUCGACUGGCGUUGAAGCAUCGGUAUUUGAUGCAUGGCAUUUUGUCAUUGGCUUCGCUGCAUAUUGCCACGACGUUGGAAGCGCCUCAAGCACGGGUCUAUAUCGAUAUGGGGCUUGAGUAUCACAGCAUGAGUCUUGAGCCGUUCCGGGUUGCAAUUGACAAUCUGACACCGCAGAAUUGCGACGCGGUCUUUGCAGAAUCAGUCGUUACCACGGCAAUUAGUCUGUCAUUGCCACAAUUAACUGCCACCCACGGGAAUGAAGGGGGAAUGAUCGAACAUAUGGUGACGGUCUUCGAACUUCUCCAAGGCGUCAAGAAGAUAUUGACGAUCGGUCGAUCAUGGAUCCGCCUGGAACUCUUCUCAAAAGGCGAAUUUUGGAAAGACAGCUCUGCCGAACUCGACGACGAUACCCAAUCUGCACUGAAUCAACUAUCCUUCCUGAAUAACCAGACCCGUUCAGGCGGUGACGACAUCCAGCACGGUAUUAAUCGAGAUGUCAUUAAUUAUCUCAGACACUGUUUCAUGAAAUCCUCUUUCUCCUCGGAUCCCGCUCCGGUCCUUGCAUGGCUUGGUUCUGUGGAUAAAGGUUUUGUAAAUGGCAUUCGGAGGAGGUCGCCAUUUCAACUUCUGAUACUCGCAUAUUGGGGUAUUCUUCUAGCCGAACUCGAUGGAAAUCGUUGGUGGGCUCGCAAUGCGGGGAAGGCGCUAGUCUCUGAGAUUCUGGAGUCAUUGGAUGCUGAAGAUCUUUUGUGGGAGGGUUGUCUUGAAUGGGUUCGUCGGAAGUUGGGUUCGCACGAUGCCCAAGGAAAUGGGGCCAAUGGGAUCGAAAAAUCAAGCUAUACUUGA
This is a messenger RNA of Penicillium subrubescens, 1215 nucleotides long. RefSeq names its product Zn(II)2Cys6 transcription factor domain-containing protein. Bases 1 to 1215 code for a protein of 404 amino acids. Gene Ontology annotation, molecular function: zinc ion binding; DNA-binding transcription activator activity, RNA polymerase II-specific. Gene Ontology annotation, biological process: regulation of transcription by RNA polymerase II. The transcript has a single exon. NCBI's taxonomy places the organism in Eukaryota, Fungi, Ascomycota, Eurotiomycetes, Eurotiales, Aspergillaceae. The record is from RefSeq and is a predicted model, not a curated record.